Messenger RNA from Anopheles coustani, 4440 nucleotides. Its product is annotated as centrosomal and chromosomal factor-like. Lineage: Eukaryota; Metazoa; Arthropoda; Insecta; Diptera; Culicidae. The transcript has a single exon. The record is from RefSeq and is a predicted model, not a curated record. The coding region runs from base 1612 to 3756 and encodes 714 amino acids.
AAGAAGCAAGAUACCCUUCCAAGGAAGGACCGCGAAACAGUACGUCGAAGCAAGGCGUUCUACAGAAGCAAACGUUCAAGUGAAUGAGAGAAGGAGACAGAGAUAGCGAGUGUAAGAAAGAGGAAGAGUGUGUGUAUAGUAGAAGGUACACACGCAUUGUGAAGAAGACAAGUGAGUGCAAGGAUAUCGUAACCGUGGAGGAAAAGGAAGGAGCAUCCGUGUGAAGAGUGUUCCGAACAGCCAGGAGUAACAAUAUCAGCAAGAAACGGAGUGUUAGAGCGAGAGAAAAAGGAAAGAGCGAGUGCGCGCGCGUUAUUGCUUAGAGAAGGCAAUUGGUGUGAGCAACCUCCAUUGGGAAGCGAGUCGCUGCAGUGUGCACACAAGAGAGGAAACAUAGAUAGAAGGAGCAAAGCAGAGCAGUGGCUGUGUGCAAGCGCAUGUGAUAAAAGUACGCGAGUGUGUAUGUGCCUGGCAAAGCAAAAGGAGCCAUCCUUUCGUCCCGACGAAAGAUCGGCAGAGGUGUGAGGGGUGUGUGAAGUGACAAAAAUCAAUAGUCCUUCGUUGGUCCUUCGAGCCGGAGCUAAAGUGGUUGGAGUACACAAUACAGCAACGACAACAAAAAAGAAUCAAGUCGCAAGCAAAAAAAGGAAUACCAGCAGCGUGUGUACGGGUUUUUGUGAUACCACCGAUAUCCGGGGGUCCAGCGAAAACAACUCGCUGCGGCAUCGUGUCAACGUAGGGUUGGAGCAGAAAGCAAAGAGAAGUGUGUGCGAAGUGUCAAAAUCAGGUCAGCAGACGCGCACGUCGAGUGGAUUUCGUAGCUCCGUCUACUGCGGACCGUGUUACGCUACGCCAUCGUGUUGUGUCCGAUCUUCUACAACGCCAUCCACCGCUAACAGCUGCCCGUAACACAGUUGCCAACAGUUUUGCCAACAGUGUCAUUUUGUGUGGUUUAUUUUUCUACAACGGAAGAGAAGAAGUGCUCACCGAAAUACCAAGUUAGACCGUGAUUUGUUGUAACAACCCCAAAAAUUUCUAACCCACUGCCGGCAACACAAUUCACAACAGCAGCAGCAAAUCGCAGUGUGCACAGUGGAACAGCAACCAAAGUGUGAUAGCAAACAGGAGGAGGAAAGUUUAAAAAGGAUACCUGUCCAACUGCAAAACCCCGUCGGCAAUCGGUCUGCGGAUCUUCGAGAAGACUGAACAGUCUGACAUCAAGCACGAGCAAGGCUGCCCAUCAUUCCGACGGAAGGCUCAACGUCGUCGCAUCCUUGGAUUACUCAAAGUUCCUUGUGGCAACGCGUGCGGAAGUGUGUGCGGUUGUGUGUUUCGAAACGAGAAUUUCGAGCUGUGUGCUUCAGCUAAUCCUUGCUCCCCGACGGUAAAGGUUACGACACAUUUUCGCCGAGUGGGAAGUGAGUGGAAGGAAGAGGAGUGCAAGCAAAAGAAAAGAAAUACAAAAUCGGUGCCAAAUGAAGUAGCAACAGUGACGACCGCAGCAGGAGUGUGAAGUGACAGCUCGCACGGCAACAGUAGGCUGUGGUCUCGUGUGUGGGUUUGUGUUUCGUGCGUGAAAAAAGGCGUGAGUCAAGGGCAAAAGUCGUCAGGAUGGCGAUGGCAGCGUGCUACCCGACCUACGACCACAUGACCGGCGGCAGCACCAACGUCGGCUCGGUGCAGCAGCUCCAGCAGCAACAGCAGAGCCCAGUGGCGGCCACUAGUCAGCUGCACCAUCUCUCGUCGAGGCUGUCGGCGGCUGCAGCGGCAGCAGCCGUGGCCGCCGCCGCCUCGUCGAGCCGCUCGGUGCCGAAGGAUUUCAGUAUACCGCUGCACGUGGACUGCAGCGUGGAGUACGAGCUGCCAAACCAGGCCAAACCGCCGGUCGGGGCGCGGGUGGAGCCGCUGCUGAUGAUCCAUCCGUGCUACUUCCGCAAGAUGGAAAGUCAGCGGCGCAGCCCGUUCGUCAACAACAUGCCAAAUUCGUCCCGCAGCUCCGGUUCGUCGAUGGCGGCUAAGAAUGCCGCCGGAGUCAGCAGCAGCGGCAGCAGCAGCAGUGCAGGGAACGGUACCAACAGCUCGGCCAACAGCAGUAGCGCCAGUGGCACCGACUCGUCGCUGGUGAACGGUGGUUGCUCGACGGCUGCGGGCAGCCGGCGGAACUCGUCCGCCCUCAAGUCGUCGUCCUCCACAGCCGCCAGUAGUCAGUUCCUUCAGCUGCACCUGGAUGACUACGUCCAGCGGCAGAUGCAUCGCUCGACAGCGGCCACCAGUCAGCAACAGCAGCAACAGCAGCAGCAACACUAUGCUGCUGUCAGCAACACUGCCGGUGGCCAUAUGCAGCAGCAGCAGCAACAGCAUCUCCAUCAGCAGCAACACCUCAGUCGCCACCAGGGCCAACAACACCACCACCAUCAGUCACAACAACACCUUACCAGUCAGUCGGCGAGUCAGUACAACCUCACCAGCCAGUCCCAGUCACAGCAGCAGCAGCAGCAGCAACAGUCCGCGGCCAACACCGACUGGAACCGGUACCAUAUGGGUUCGUCGGACUGUGCCGGCGCCACCGGGGCGGGUGUUGGUGGUGGUGUGGUUGUCCGCAACGGUGGCACCGGCUACCCCGGCAGCAAGGUGGCCACCGGCUACUCGACGGCCAGCAGCAACGCCGUCAGCAGUAGCAACAAAUCCAAAAGUGUCACUAGCGCGUCGAUGAAGCGCAACGCAAGUAAUACGGGUAUGAGUCAGCAUCAGCUGCAACAGCAGCAGCAGCAGCAACAGCAUCAGCAGCAGCAGCAGCAGCAGCAGCAGCUUCAGCAACAACAGCAGCACCACCUUAUGCCGGCCAGCUGCGCCGUGUACAAUAGCACCGCCAACGGUGUCAGCAGUGGCCUGGUGGAGGGUGGCGGCGCAGGCGGAGGCCCCCGGGGCUGGGGCGACAUCGAGAAGACUUCAAUGGCGGCGGCAGUGCCCCGCGAUUUCCAGGCCGGGCCCGAGUCGCUCCCACUGAAGGCGGGCGUGAUGGCCGCGGCCAACCUGCCGCCCCUGUCCUACCAGCGGGGCAGCGGGGGCAAGCGGGACGCGAUGCUGUCCGGCGCCGGCGGCUGUGCUGUGUACAGUAGUAAUAGUAACCGAGGCACCAACAGCAACACUAGCACUAGUAAUAGUAAUAAUAGCAGUAGCAGCACGAGCGUCGUCAACACGGACCUCAGCCUGUGGGAGGCGGCGGCGACCGGUGCCAGCUCGCAGGACAAGAGCUCGAUGGCCGCCGCCAUCCCCCGGGACUACCACGCGGCCGGUCCGGAGCAUCUGGCGGCCUGCAACAAGCUGGCGGCCGCUCGCCAGCAGCAACAGCAGUACCAACAGCAGCAACACCACCACCAUCAGCAACAUCACUCACAGCAGCAGCAGCAACAACAACAACAUCGCCAGCAGUUGCAACACAAUCAGCAACAGCAGCAGCAGCAGCAACAUCAUCACCAGCAGCAGCAGCAGCAUCUGCACCAUCAGCAGCAGCAGCAGCAACAGCAACAGCAGCAACAUCACCACAACCAUCAGGUUGCGGUGGCGGCUGCAGCGGCAGCGGCAGCGGCGGCGGCGGCGGCCGAAGCCUCCGAGAAGCUGCUGUUCGCGGCCAAAUACCGCCAGCACCAGCGGGCCUCGCACCGGCUGCAUCCGUACAUGAUGAGCUCCAGCUUCACGCCGCUCAUGACGGCGGCCUUCCCGCCCAUGCAGCAGGUGUCCUGCUACAACGUGUGAUUCUAAAGCGGCCAACUCACGGGGCGACCUGCUGCGGACCCGGUGGACGACGGUGGCGGUGGUGGUGAUGGUGUGCCGUCCCGGACGACAAAGGACGAGACGCAGGAGGUAGUGUGCGAAAUGGAUAUAUAAAAUAGACAGCAACUUUUUUGUUGCAAAUUUAAAUGUGAUAGUAGUUUUUACUCCCAAUUAAACUUCAGCUAAAAGAUGGAAAAAAAAGGAUAACCCAAAUCGAAGACUAUGAUGCAAGCGAGCGAGGGAAUCGGUGGGAGGGAGGGAACGUAUGUAGAAGAAGAAAAAACAUGAGGGAAAAGAGAAAACGAAGAAAACAUCCGGACGUUCUUUCGGCAUUAGGCGAAGGUAGUAGGCAAAUAAAACGAAUAAAACAAAAACAAACCAACGGGACUUUUCGUUGCUAGGUGGAAAAUGCAAAAGAAAUUCUGCCGUGUCCGACGUAGUGAGUGUUUGGCUUUAAUGGAACGAUAGUACGGGAUAUAAUAUACAUAUAUCUAUAUACAUAUUACAACAACAACACAACAACAACAACAACAACAUCAACAAAAAAAAACUAUCUAGCCUCAAUAUCUUGAUUUUUCACAUUACCUUCAGAGGAAAGCGCAUAUGCAAUGCAAAAAACCUAGUGAUGAAUGAAAGGAAAGGGGAAGGCGUGGCAUAGCAGGAAAA